Glarea lozoyensis ATCC 20868 is the source of this 741-nucleotide messenger RNA. Its product is annotated as PRTase-like protein. The transcript has 5 exons. The record is from RefSeq and is a predicted model, not a curated record. The coding region runs from base 1 to 741 and encodes 246 amino acids. Lineage: Eukaryota; Fungi; Ascomycota; Leotiomycetes; Helotiales; Helotiaceae.
AUGUCUUCCUCAUCGAACCAGCCUACAUCUCCCAAACAGAGUGUUGGUCCAGAUUACCGCGAUGAAAAGCAAAAGCCAACCGCAACUGUCUCGACAGCAGUUCCGUUUGAAAAUGUGCACACAUUACCUCAAACUCCACAACUAAUUGCACUUCUUACCAUGAUUAGAGAUAAGAACACUGAUCGUGCAGAUUUCAUAUUCUACUCCAAUCGAAUCAUCAGACUCCUAGUCGAAGAAGGGCUGAAUCAUCUCCCGGUUGUCGAGCAUGCUAUCACUACUCCUGUUGGGCGUUCCUAUGCUGGUGUUCAAUUCCAGGGUAAAAUCUGUGGUGUCUCCAUCAUGAGAGCCGGUGAAGCCAUGGAGCAAGGACUACGGGAAUGUUGUCGCUCUGUAAGAAUUGGCAAAAUUCUUAUUCAAAGAGACGAGGAAACUUCCAUGCCCAAGCUGUUCUACGACAAGCUUCCUGAGGAUAUUGCCGAUAGGUGGUGUCUGUUGCUAGAUCCAAUGUUUGCAACGGGUGGCUCAGCGAUAAUGGCUGUAGACGUUUUGAAAUCUCGUGGGGUCCCAGAGAAUCGAAUCCUCUUUCUUAACCUACUCGCCAGUCCGGAAGGCAUUGAAAACUUCGCAAAGAGGUUCCCACAGCUCCGCAUUAUUACCGCAUUUGUUGACCAGGGGUUGGAUGAAAAGAAUUAUAUCAUCCCUGGGCUUGGGGAUUUUGGAGACAGAUUCUAUACCAUGUAG